AGAGCGCAGUGCGAUGAGCGUUCAAAGCAAGAAGAUUUAGUCGAUGUUUCAACUGCACGAAAAGAUAAUGAAGUCACUCAUAUUUGUUUUGUCAACGAUUUUAACGUUAUGCCAGUCAUCGACCGUGCAAAACGACACCGUCGUCGCUUCGUCGACAAAAAAUUAUAAUUUAGCACCACUCUACCUCCUACUCCCGAAUUUCAUCACCACGUCCAUCACAGAUAUAACAAAUUAUUUAAGAAAAAAUGGAUUCCAACAGAAAAAUUUGUUGGGCUUUGCAGCAACAAAUAGCUACGAUUGUAACGGAAACGCCAGUCUGAUACCUGUAUACCGUUUCCACAACAAUAUCACUAUGCAAUACAUUUUGUCGACCAAUCCAACUCCGCCCAAUGACACCACUUUACCAUACACGCCAGAUGGCAUUGCAUUCUACGCAGCAGAUACGUUUAAUACGAACUGUGGUGGACCGACUGCACCGUUGCAUAGCUAUUGGGUUCAUAAUACUCAUUUUGUCUAUACGACGGAUAAAGCGAGUGCAGAUACGGUGCUAGUUGAAAUGGAGGGCGGAACAUAUAAAGGAACUGUUUGUCACUUUUGGCUAACUGAUAAACCACCAAUGAUAUUACCAAAGCCAGAAAUUGUGAUCACAACAGUACUCAACACAACAGUGCUGAACACAACAGUACCGACCACAACAAUACCGACCACAACAGUACCGACCACAACAGUACCGACCACAACAGCACCGACAACAACAGUACCGACCACAACAGCACCGACAACAACAGCACCGACCACAACAGUACCGACCACAAUAGCUUCCACCACAACAAUACCCUCGCAUUGUCCAGUAAAAACAGUGCCACUCUGGCGAUUGUACAGACCGCUUUCCAACAACCAUUUCUACACGACUUCAGAAUCAGAAGCUCAUAACGCUGUAUUGUCUUACAGCUACCUUCGAGAAGGAUCACCUGGUACAGUAGCAGAAUCAGCAUCAGAUUGUACAUGCGAAAAGAAUUUCGUUCCCGUUUAUCGGUUGUACAGACCUGGAAUAUUGGAUGAUCAUUUUUACACGGCCAGUGAAGACGAAGCCAUUAAGGCCCAGUCGACAUAUGGAUACAUUCGUGAAGGCAUCGAAUACUAUUGCUCUCUGAAUGGAGACGUUUGUGGAGCAACAAGACCACUGUAUAGAUAUUGGCGGGGAACCGAUCACUUCUACACUUCUAACAUUGAUGAGGGAAACAGAAAUGUAAUACCUUUCGGUGGUACAUACGAGGGAAUCAUUUGCUAUAUUUGGCCUUAGAUGCAUAUUUCGUUUUGUGUUGUUUAAUGAAAUAAAAAAAAUAAAAAUUUGGACGUAAC
Molecule: messenger RNA, 1362 nt
Organism: Bradysia coprophila
Lineage: Eukaryota; Metazoa; Arthropoda; Insecta; Diptera; Sciaridae
Source: RefSeq, a predicted model, not a curated record